Molecule: messenger RNA, 2286 nt
Organism: Galendromus occidentalis (western predatory mite)
Lineage: Eukaryota; Metazoa; Arthropoda; Arachnida; Mesostigmata; Phytoseiidae
Product: long-chain-fatty-acid--CoA ligase 4
Exons: 5
Coding region: 1-1944 (647 amino acids)
Biological process (GO): neuron differentiation; long-chain fatty-acyl-CoA metabolic process; long-chain fatty acid metabolic process
Cellular component (GO): lipid droplet; plasma membrane; endoplasmic reticulum
Molecular function (GO): palmitoyl-CoA ligase activity
Source: RefSeq, a predicted model, not a curated record
AUGAAGACCGUCGACCAGCUUAUGCGAAAAUCCAUAAGCCUGUACGGAGACGAGCUCUGCUUCGGCUGGAGGGAAUGUUUCGGCGCGGAAGAGGAGGUCCAGCCCGACGGCAAAGUUUUCAAAAAGAUCAUCCAAGGCGACUACAAAUGGAUGUCGUACUGCGAGUUCGAUCGCAGAAUCGAUCUCGUCGGUAAAGGUUUGAUGUCGCUCGGCGUCCGCCCUCGGCAAAACGUUUGCAUCUUGGCUGAAACGAGGAUGGAAUGGAUGCUAUCAGCGCAAGCAUGUCUUCGAAUCAACAUUCCCGUCGUGACGCUAUAUGCCACUCUGGGGGAAGAAGGAAUUAUUCACGGUAUCAACGAGACGGAGAUCACUCACCUCAUCACGUCUCAGGAGCUUCUGCCGAAAGUCAUCAAAUUAUUGCCGCAGCUGCCCUCAGUGACGCACGUGAUAUACAUGGAAUCUAAACUCGAGAAGGAAAAGCCGGUCUUCCCGAGUGGAGUCCAUUUCAUCGUUUUCUCUCAGCUGGAAACCCUGGGCGAGAAGGCCGAUCAGGAACUGCGAGGCGAAACCCCCUCACCCGAUGACACAGCGAUCAUCAUGUAUACGAGUGGCUCAACUGGAACUCCGAAAGGGGUGAUGAUAACCCAGUCUAACAUCGUAGCCACAGCUCGCGGUUUCCAGACCAUCAUGCCCAGCGUAAGUUCCAUCGAAUGCUUCGGGGAUUUGCGAGGAGAUCCGGGACAUGCCUACAUCGCUUAUCUGCCCUUGGCGCACAUAUUCGAAUUAUGCAGCGAGAUCGUGGCGCUCUCCCUCGGUUUGCGAAUCGGAUUCGCGUCGCCUCUCACCCUCACGGAUAAAUCGACCGGCGUGAAGGCCGGAGCUAAGGGAGACGCCACCUUACUCAAGCCGACCGCGAUGGCCUCGGUGCCCUUGAUCCUUGACAGAAUCCGGAAGAGCGUCUCUGAGGUCGCCAGAUCAAAAGGAGAGUUUGCUCACAUGUUCUUCAAGCACGCGGUUUCGUACAAAAUGUUCUGGCAGAAACUCGGGUACGACACGCCGAUUCUCAACGCAAUGGUCUUCAGCAAGAUGAGAGCUCUCGUCGGAGGACGCAUCAAAGUCAUGGCCACCGGAUCCGCUCCUCUCCCUGCCGACACCCACGCGUUCAUCAAAGCCAUCCUGUGCUGUGACGUUGUGCAAGGAUACGGUUUGACAGAGACCACAGCCGCAGCCUGUGGGACCGAGCUGACCGACACCCGUUUGGGCUGUGUCGGGGCUCCUCUGACAGGAACAGUACUCCGUCUGGUCGAUUGGCCCGAAGGGGGUUAUUUCAGUACGGAUCGACCCAACCCCCGCGGAGAGAUCGUCGUCGGCGGUGCCACCGUCUCCAAAGGCUACUACAAGAACGAACAGCUGACGAGAGAAUGCUUCAAGGUGGAAGACGGCACCCGAUGGUUCUAUACCGGCGACGUCGCCGAGGUCUUCCCCGACGGAACCGUCAAGGUCAUUGACCGUAAGAAAGAUUUAGUGAAACUGCAAUUCGGAGAGUACAUCUCGCUCGGCAAAAUCGAAGCGCUACUCAAGUCUUGUCCUCUUGUGGAGAACGUGUGCGUAUACGGGAGCUCGAUGCAUACCUACUUGAUAGCGCUGGUGGCUCCGAACGAAAAAUAUCUCGAGCAACUAGCGUCAACUCUCAACAAAGAAAAUCUGUCCUUCGAGGAAAUGUGCGAAGAUCCGGAGAUCGUGAACGCUGCCAAGCGGGAGAUCCACGAGCACUCGAAGAAAUGUCAGCUCCACAAAAUGGAGAUUCCCACCAAAGUCAAGCUGUGCUCGGAAUCGUGGCAGCCGGACACCGGCUUGGUCACGGCGGGUUUCAAGAUUAGACGAAAGCAGAUCACUAAUUACUAUCAGAAGCACAUCGAUGAGAUGUAUAGCAAGUCUACUUGAGAAGGAAAAAAGGCAGAAGUCCGAUAUUUCAGAACAAUUUGACAGGACCGCGUAUUGUUUUGGGGCUUUGACGUUAUCAAUGUCGGAGCGUCCGACGGGUCCAGCAGUAGUGAAAGUAGUAGUCGUUAUAGCUUCCGGAUUGUCGGAGUUUCUGAGCGGAAACAAAAAAGUGCAACAAAAAAGGGAUCGGAACGAGAUCCCCCCGUGCAAGUGUUCUUCUUGAGAUCGUCUCGAAUUUCCCCAAGUGUUGUUUUAUGCAUGCACAUGAACAAUAACUUCAAAGUGAGAAUUGCUCAAUUAAAUAAUGAAGAUAAAUAAUAAAUAUCUGAGGCUUGAUUUCAA